AACAACACCUAUCAGAUAUCGACCGGAUCCACCAGUUAUUAAAAAAAUUCGUUUAAAAAGUAAACAUGUCCCGUAGAGCACGCCCUCUGACGUCUGCCCGUGUACUGCACAAGAUUAAGGAGCUGACAAAGCCGGCAAGCGAUGCAAACUACGUGAUUAAUAGGAAUCCGCGCAAUUUGGAGAGGUUACGUAUUGCCUACAAACCCGGCGGGUAUCACUUAGAGAAGCCUGGCCGUUCUUAUUGGCACACUCUUGAGAUCACCACUAGUGGGCGUUAUGUCAGUGCGGAUGUAAAACACUACGAGAACGGCAAUAUUCUCAGCGCCAGCACAUCUGAGUGGGCCAUUAAGCAGCAGUUGUACAAAACCAACGACACUUCGGCAUUUGUGAACCUGGGACGCGUGCUCGCCCAGCGCUGUCUUCAGGCAGGUAUAACAGAGAUGACCUGCAACAUUAAGCCUGUGCCCGGUAGCAAACUGGAAAAAUUGCUUCAAGCUGUACAGACGAACGGUGUCAGUUUUGAGGAGCCUACAAGACUACCAAACACUCAACCCUGGGAUGCUUAUCGACAUGAGAAACCUUGGGAAGUCUUUGAACAAGCGGAAAUAGCAAAAGCCACAACAACCCAACCGAAAUAAAAUUUAGUUUUCUUUCGGAUUUUGUUUCGUUUAGAAUAAACGUUUAUUUUUAUGCUAA
Messenger RNA from Drosophila busckii, 696 nucleotides. It is a transcript of the gene mRpL18, whose product is annotated as 39S ribosomal protein L18, mitochondrial. The record is from RefSeq and is a predicted model, not a curated record. Gene Ontology annotation, cellular component: mitochondrion; ribosome. NCBI's taxonomy places the organism in Eukaryota, Metazoa, Arthropoda, Insecta, Diptera, Drosophilidae. Gene Ontology annotation, biological process: translation. The transcript has a single exon. Bases 66 to 638 code for a protein of 190 amino acids. Gene Ontology annotation, molecular function: structural constituent of ribosome; 5S rRNA binding.